Silurus meridionalis is the source of this 1663-nucleotide messenger RNA. RefSeq names its product tumor necrosis factor receptor superfamily member 14-like. The coding region runs from base 168 to 755 and encodes 195 amino acids. NCBI's taxonomy places the organism in Eukaryota, Metazoa, Chordata, Actinopteri, Siluriformes, Siluridae. Gene Ontology annotation, molecular function: protein binding; transmembrane signaling receptor activity. Gene Ontology annotation, cellular component: membrane; external side of plasma membrane. The record is from RefSeq and is a predicted model, not a curated record. The transcript is spliced from 7 exons. Gene Ontology annotation, biological process: defense response to Gram-negative bacterium; signal transduction; immune response.
UCCAACAAAUCUAAAUAGUUGACAAACAUUCAGAAAGUGAGGGUAAGUUGGACUACCAUCAAUGGGACAUGGACUCGCAUGGAAACAGAAGCAAUGUGGCAGAUCAUGGAGUGUGGGAUAAAAUAUUAAUUUCUUCUUCAUAAAACUGUCUCAUCUGCAUUUUCACAAUGAUUUCCAGUUUGGAGCAUACUUCCCUUAUUGCUGCUGUUUCUUUCCUGAACAUUGAACUGUAUUUUUGUGCUUGUGGACGAGCUGAAUAUGAAAUAAAUGGAGAAUGCUGCCCCAUGUGUCCACCUGGAAACCGGGUUUAUAGACAUUGCACAGAAUUCACCAGUACAACAUGUAUGCCAUGUGUUGGCUCGACUUACACUGAUGAACCCAAUGGUCUCUCAAAUUGUCUUAGCUGUACAGUGUGUGAUGUUGGACAGGGAUUAAAAGUAAAAAUGGCCUGCACAUGGACUUCAGAUACAGUUUGUGAGCCGCUGGAGGGGUUUUAUUGUACUGAUAAUUACAGAGACAAAUGCAUAUUUGCACGGCAACACACACAAUGCAACCCUGGAGAAUAUAUAAAGCAGGAAGGAACAGCAGUUAAAGAUACUGAAUGUUCACUGUGUGCAGAUGGAACCUACUCCAAUGGCUCCUUUCACAUUUGUGAACAACAUACAAAAUGUGAAGAUUUAAAACUUGAAGAAAUAACACCAGGAAGCAAUUCUUUCGAUGCCCAAUGUGGGUGCAAAAAUCUACAGUAUAUAUAAUAGUUGGAUGCAUCAUGGCAGUGCUGGCUGUAGGUUUUGCUGUAGGAGUAGCAAUAAUAAUAAUAAAAAAGAAGAAAAGCCCACAUACAGCUGGUAAUGCAAAGAUGAAAAGACUUCGAUGAAACCAGGCACAUGAACAGAUUUUCCUGUAAUUACUCUGGUCAUGUGGCUUCUUCAUUACAGCUACAAAUAAUGAUCAUAUAGAUAUAAUGCUAUACAUCUAUAUAUAGAUACAGAUAUAUCCCUGCGCCGAGACCAGGAGUUGAAGAUGCCAUCAUUUACCUGCUAAACCGUAUGUACUAACACCUGGAUAAACUGAUGAACACUUUGGGGGUCAUGUUCUUUAACUUCUCCAGUGCUUUUGACACCAUGAGGCUGGCACUUCUGCGUGAGAAGUAGACAGCGAUGCAGGUUGAUUCCCCCCCCCCGUUGUGUCCUGGAUAGUAGACUACCUGACUAGAAGACCCCAGUACGUGCCUACAACACUGUGUGUCAGGAAAAGUGAUCAGCAAUACAGGGGCCCCACAGUGGACAGUGCUCUCCCUCAUACUCUUUACUGUUUAAGAAGGAGUACAGGACAGUAAUAGGGAAUUGUGUCACAUGCCGUGAGGACACUUUUCUGCAGCUACAUUUGUGAAAAGACAAAGGAGCUGGUUGUAGACCUGAGAAAGAGGAAGGCACCUGUUACUCCUGUCUCUAUUCGAGGUGUCUGUGUGGAGAUGGUGGAGGACUACAUAUAUAUACGUGGAGGUGUACAUAGAAUGCACCAGGAACACUGAAGUUUUCCACAGAAAGGGGCCAUGGCCACCUCUUUUUUUUUUUUUUUUUAGAAGGCUGAGGACCUUCAACAUCUGCAGGAAAAUGCUAAGUAUGUUUUAUGAGACUGCUGGGGAAGCAGACUGAGUGUG